Messenger RNA from Anopheles nili, 2268 nucleotides. RefSeq names its product CSC1-like protein 1 (gene Tmem63). Bases 1 to 2253 code for a protein of 750 amino acids. Gene Ontology annotation, molecular function: calcium-activated cation channel activity. The transcript has a single exon. The record is from RefSeq and is a predicted model, not a curated record. NCBI's taxonomy places the organism in Eukaryota, Metazoa, Arthropoda, Insecta, Diptera, Culicidae. Gene Ontology annotation, cellular component: plasma membrane.
AUGGACUACACAAAUUUCCCCAAUCUGAGCAGUCUAUAUUCGCCGAAUAGAGAAGCGUGCCUGGUACUAAACAAGACCAAAAUCUUGAUUAAUCUUUACGAAGGCAUCCCGGAAACCUUGCUGCUAAACGUGAUAGCGUGGUUUUUUCUGGUUCUCUUGUUUACACUGCUUCGUCAACAAGCAUGGGACUAUGGGCGACUGGCGUUAGUCAACAGCCACGGUGAAAAUAAGCGCUGGACGCAACUUUUCUAUGCCCACGGUAACGUGCCCGGACUCGGUGGAUCGAUAAGCAGCUCGACAGAAACGUCGGAUACAUUAAACAGUCUCAACAUCGAUCGAGGAUUCUUUUCGUGGAUAGUGGCCACGUUUCGUUUGACCAAAGAACAGAUCCUUACUCACAGCGGGCCGGAUGCAGUGCACUAUCUGUCCUUUCAGCGGCAUCUGAUCACGGUGAUGGGUAUUAUGACGGUGAUUUCGAUUGUGAUUAUACUGCCCAUCAACUUUUCCGGCACGCUCAGUGGGGACAAAAACUCGUUUGGCCAUACGACGAUUUCAAACCUCGAUCCCGACUCACCAUCAAUGUGGGCGCACGUCGUUUUUGCUAUUGCAUAUGUCCCCAUGGUCAUGUUAAUUAUGCGGCGUGCUUCAGGACGCAACGCGUUCAAAACAGCGCCGACUCGCACAAUUAUGGCAACAAACAUUUCUAAGGCAGAUUGUAAGGAAUCUGAGAUCCAGACGUACCUAAAACAGAUCUUCCCGAACAUUUCGAUAGAAGACAUUCAACUAGCGUACAACAUCUCGAGUUUAAUCAAGACGGCCGAAGAGUACGAGCGUACGGUUGAGGCGCGAAUGUACUGCGAAGCCCACAGAACCCGGGAUGCAAUCCAAGCCCAACCGUCGUUUUUCAGUUGCAAAAAGGUGGACGCCCUCAAGUAUUACAAAGAUAAUGAGACAAGGCUAGCUGGCGAGGUAGAGCGGCUACGAGCGUCUGCUCUGAACGAGCCGCUCGGUAUUGCAUUCGUGACGUUCAACUCAGCCCAAGAAGCGCAACAUGUCAUGCUACGCUUUAAGCCCGCAACGUAUCGAGAAUGGAACCUCUCGUUUGCUCCAGCACCGUCCGACAUCUUUUGGGGAAAUCUGAACAUUGACACGGCGCAAUGGUACUGCAAAUGGGCAACGGUUAAUUUCGCUUUGUUUCUCUUUCUGUUUUUCCUCACCACACCAGUGAUCAUCGUAAAUCAGCUCGAUGCGCUGUCCCUAACGAAGAACACUACAUCGCAGAUCAGCAAGAUCAGUCCGCUCGUGUCGGAGUUUUUGCCCACGCUGCUGCUGUGGUCCUUGUCGGCCAUUAUGCCGGUCAUCGUCGCAUACUCGGACACUUGGCUAUCGCAUUGGACACGAUCACGGCAAAACUAUCUGAUUAUGACAAAAACCUUCGGUUACCUGUUGUUCAUGAUAUUGAUUCUGCCCUCGCUCGGGCUGACCAGCGCCCAGGCGCUGCUACAAUGGACGAUCGAGUCGAACGAUACGUACCGUUGGGAAUGCAUCUUUCUGCCGGACAAGGGCGCCUUCUUCGUGAACUACAUCAUCACCGCCGCGUUCAUCGGUACAGCUCUCGAAUUGAUCCGCUUUCCUGACCUGAUCUGUUACCUCUGGAAGCUAGCAACGGCAAAGUCCCGCGCAGAAACGCCCUACAUACGGAAAUCAAUUCUGAUUACAUUUCCCUUCGGUAUUCAUUACGCGUGGAUGGUGAUGGUGUUUACAACCAGUACCGUGUACAGCCUUGCCUGUCCGCUGAUCAUGCCCUUUGCCAUGGUGUAUAUCUCGCUGAAGCACUUCGUGGACAAGCAUAAUCUCUUCUUUGCUUUCGCUCCAUCCAACAUGAUCAGUCAAGGUAGUGGAGGCAAAAUUCACAGCACUGCCGUGACGAUGACCAAAUUUUCAGUCGUUUUACUGCUGAUCAUCAUGGCGGCGUUGGCCGUAGUACGUACCGGUCAGGUUGAGCUACGGGCCGUUGUGUUGAUUAUGGCUCUAUGCGUGACGCUAGUUAUGUACGCGUGUAUGUCACCAAUCAAGCGUUGUACCACAAAGCCGCUACGCAUCGUAGAAACGGACGGACCGGCACCUGUAUACGCUGCGGAUGUACUAAUAAACCGACGCAUGCUGGCGGAUAGUCCGUCCCAUCUAAGCUAUGGAUCCGAUACAACCAUGCACAUUGCGAUGGAUGAUGCCGGUGUCAGUGUGACUGCAUAAAGGGCGCUCUUCACU